Menidia menidia (Atlantic silverside) is the source of this 3234-nucleotide messenger RNA. The record is from the annotation of a GenBank genome assembly. Lineage: Eukaryota; Metazoa; Chordata; Actinopteri; Atheriniformes; Atherinopsidae.
UUCUGUGCAAGCCGCAGUUGAGUCAAUUCCGCGCAUUUCAUAGUCUUCACAUUUCCAACAGCCCUUGAACGCAGCCAUCCCCUUGACUGGUUCUCAGCAUGGAAAGAAAAGUACUGGCAAUUCAAGCACGGAAGAAAAGGACAAGGCCCAGAAAACCAGGCAAAAAACCAGAGACUCAUGGUCGUGGGGGUGGCUCUCAGCAGGGUCAGCCAGAGUCUCCCGUUCCAGAGCAGGAUGAGGAGAUCCUGGGCUCUGAUGAUGAUGAGCAGGAGGAUCCCAAUGAUUACUGCAGGGGUGGAUAUCACCAUGUGAAGAUCGGAGAUCUGUUCAGUGGGCGAUAUCAUGUAAUCCGUAAACUGGGCUGGGGGCACUUCUCCACUGUGUGGCUGGCCUGGGACAUCCAGGAGAAGCGCUUUGUUGCCAUGAAGGUUGUAAAAAGUGCUGAGCAUUACACUGAGACAGCCCUGGAUGAAAUCAAACUGCUCAAAUCUGUUAGAAACACUGAUCCCAGAGACCCCAACAGAGAGAAAGUGGUGCAGAUGCUGGAUGACUUCAAAAUUUCUGGCAUGAAUGGAACCCAUGUGUGUAUGGUGUUUGAGGUUCUGGGCUAUCACCUCCUGAAGUGGAUUAUAAAGUCCAAUUAUCAAGGCUUGCCAUUACCCUGCGUGAAAAGCAUCAUACGACAGGUUCUUCAGGGCUUGGAAUACCUCCAUACCAAGUGUAAGAUCAUCCACACAGACAUCAAACCAGAGAACAUUCUUCUGACGGUCAACGAGCCGUACAUCAAGAAGAUGGCUGCUGAAGCCACUCAGUGGCAGAAGUCUGGAGCUCCGCCUCCUUCUGGAUCUGCAGUGAGUACAGCGCCAGCACCCAAACCAAUGGCCAAAAUGUCAAAGAACAAAAAGAAAAAGAUGAAGAAGAAGCAAAAGAAGCAAGCAGAACUCCUGGAGAAGAGGAUCCAGGAGAUGGAGGGAGGGGCUUUACCUGAAGGUGGAGAGGAAGAGGAUGAGGAGGAGGCAACAGAGACCACUGAAGAUACAAGUUCCUCGGCUACCCUCUCUAUGUCUGCCACACUGCAAGACAUAGCUAUCCAUUCUAGCACAGAUUCAACUCCUGAUGAGCAGCCUCGACACCCUCCUCAGCCAAAUGAACGAAGAGAGGACACAGCACAGGAGAACAAGAUGGAAGUCAACUGCAAUGGCCACAGCUCCUCACAGGAUAGCAAGGCUAGUUUAGAGGCACAAGAGACCAAGCAGUCUGCAGAGGAGCAGGAGGACCAACAGAACGCAAACCAAGCAGAAAACGACACAGAAGCCCAGGACACAUUACAUAAGAAAGAGGAGCAGCAGACCUGUAACGCCUCACACCAAGAAGCAGACCCCGCCCUGCAGCAGCCCCCUGCCUCCCUCAGCUCAGAUGUCACCGUGGAGCCAGAGGAGGAAGAAAAAGCUGAAAAAAGGCCAGAGCACAUGGACACUCAAAGAGAGAUGCAAAAAGGGAAUGAAGAGGACAUCCAAAGCGAUUCAGCUGGGAGUUUGUUAGUAAACCCUCUGGAGGCCCUGAAUGCUGAGAAGCUGCAGGUUAAGAUCGCUGACCUAGGCAAUGCCUGCUGGGUGCACAAACAUUUCACAGAUGACAUCCAGACGCGGCAGUACCGUUCUCUUGAGGUACUGAUUGGCUCUGGCUACAGCACUCCAGCUGACAUCUGGAGCACAGCCUGCAUGGCAUUUGAACUUGCAACUGGAGAUUACCUGUUUGAGCCACACUCUGGAGAAGACUACUCCAGAGAUGAAGAUCACAUAGCGCUGAUCAUCGAACUGCUGGGUAAAGUUCCUCGGAAGCUGAUCAUAGCUGGCAAAUAUUCAAAGGAGUUUUUUACAAAGAAAGGCGACCUGCGUCACAUCACCAAGCUGAAACCGUGGGGCCUGUUUGACGUCUUGGUUGAAAAGUACGAAUGGUCCAAAGAGGAGGCUCACUCUUUCAGCAGCUUCCUGCUGCCCAUGCUGGACCUGGUGCCUGAAAGGAGGGCUACCGCGGCCCAGUGCCUCUCCCAUCCAUGGCUCACAUCCUAGAGACCACCAGGCCGCACUCUGCUACUCCUCAUGAUGGGCCAGGAUCAUUUAUGAUUGAAGACCCGGAAUUUCCAAACGUACCACAAACACAUUCAUGUCUGCCAGAGCUUGGUUGUCCUGCACCACACUGUGACGUGUCAGCUCGCCUACACGCCUCCAAAUAACCUAGAGAUGGACUGUGUUCUGUGUCCUCUUAUGGAUUUCACUGUUUAUAGAAGGAGCUUAAGGUUUUUCUCCCUGUAUUUAUGGCUCUUUUUUUACUUGCUGCAUAGAACAAAUCAAUCUUGCUUCUCCGCUACACAUUAAUCGUUUAAGAAUGAAAGUAAAAUCACUUUUUCUACAAAAACACGAGGCAAAAUUCCAACAGAAAACAAAACUUUGCCGUCAAAUCCACAUGGUGUUAAGAUGCAGUUAUUGAAAUUGCCAGUCAUGAUUGUGCCAGCUUUUCCUCAUUUGUCUUUAAAGUGUAUGCUCAGAGCUAACUGCUGCACAGUGCUGAAAGCUCACAGCAACUAGGGAUCUUUAAAAUGCUCUCAAGCUCCAUUUUCUCACCGCCAACAAUAAAAAAUUUAUAAAUAAAUAAAAUAAAACAACAACUCCUUACCUUUCAUAUAUUUCUAUAAAAGGAAGUGCCACUAGGUGAGAAAGCAUACACUUCAGACAUAAGAGAGAGUCAUCAAAAUCACGCUGUUUGGGGGUUUUUUGGUCAUGGUUUAUGUUCAGUUUAUGCAUUAUUUCUUGUUUUAUAGGGGAAGAAAACUUUUGGUACGGCACAAAUUCUUAUUCUUUCUCCAUUUGAUGCAGUUGGCAGACAAAACACAUUGUUGCGGUUUUACAUCUCAAUUCCUUUUCCAGGUUAGUCUUAGUUAGUCUAUCCCCCACACUAAGAGUAAAACCAGUCCAUGUGUAGGUCCUCCCCUUAUGUGCCGGGUACCAAAGAGCUGAUCUGUAAGCAGUUUCUUAAAAUGACACAAUCUGAAGGGCUGAGAACAAAAUCUUCAACAGUCUUUGGAAUAGAUUAGAUCCUAAUCGGAUACAUUUUUUAAAAGUAUGCAAUACUUUCUGCUUUACAUGGAUAGUGGAAAACAAAUUAUACCGUUUACAGAAACUUAAAAAAGGAAUCCCCUCAUACCAAUAUGCUUAGUUUUUUUUCUUUUUUUUU